This is a messenger RNA of Apis mellifera (honey bee), 2158 nucleotides long. Its product is annotated as mitochondrial basic amino acids transporter. The record is from RefSeq and is a predicted model, not a curated record. Gene Ontology annotation, cellular component: mitochondrion. The coding region runs from base 465 to 1589 and encodes 374 amino acids. NCBI's taxonomy places the organism in Eukaryota, Metazoa, Arthropoda, Insecta, Hymenoptera, Apidae. The transcript is spliced from 4 exons. Gene Ontology annotation, molecular function: high-affinity L-arginine transmembrane transporter activity. Gene Ontology annotation, biological process: mitochondrial L-ornithine transmembrane transport.
AAGAUGCCUUGUAUCGGUACCGCAAUAAAGUGGCGAUAAUUCAAUGAAUGAUCUUUGCACCAAGAAGAGAAAGAAGACUCUCGUGGAGCGUGGUUAGUGGAAAAUUGUGUUCGAGUUGGGUAGCAUGGGAGAAAAUUAUUUUUCGAGGAUAAUAUUGAAUUUGGGGCGAGUGAAUCGGGAGGAUUGAAUUAUUCGAGGUGGAUAAAACACGGAUAAAAGAGGAUUAGAACUAGUAUAUUCCGAUUAGAGAUUUCUGGAGAUGUAGCGAUGCCUUACUAUUCGGCACGAAUACGACAGAACCGUGGUCGAUCUUUCAUGGAUUGUCCUAUAUUAAAAACAAGUCGAUUUGCGACUCGCGUCGUUGCACCAUUGACAAACGCUACAGAAAGAUUCUACGAAAGUAAUAACGUGCAAGAUUCACGGUCACCUUACGGGUGGAAGAAACGGGUAGGAAUAAAACGAAGAUGGCCCUUGACUUUUUCGCUGGAUGCCUUGGAGGAUGCGCUGGUACUUUGGUGGGACAUCCUUUCGACACCAUCAAAGUUCACUUGCAAACGCAAGACCAUCGGAAUCCGAAGUACAAAGGGAAUUGGGAUUGCUUGCGAAAGAUAGUCGCGACUGAAUCGAUAACAGGUCUCUACCGGGGCAUGUCAUCCCCAAUAAUCGGCGUGUCAUUGAUAAACGCCGUGAUCUUCGGUGUGUACGGUGAAACCCAGAGACACAUACCGGACCCAAACUCUCUAACAUCCUGUUUUAUCUCCGGUGCCAUAGCUGGCUUUGCUCAAAGCCCCAUCUGCAGUCUCAUCGAGUUAGCGAAAACUCGUAUGCAGCUUAGUUCUUCGACUGGUCGACCUUUCAGAGGACCGUUCCAGUUUUUCAUAUACACGUACAGACACGAAGGAUUGCGUGGUCUAUUCAGAGGACUUGGUUGCACAUUUAUGAGAGAGAUUCCAAGCUUUGGCCUAUAUUUUCUCACAUACGAAACUUUAAUGAGAAACCUCGAUAACAAACCUGUUCCGACAUUUUAUAUCCUGUUAGCUGGAGGAUUAGCCGGCACCUGUUCUUGGGUCACAACUUAUCCCAUUGACGUGAUCAAGUCGCGAAUACAAGCUAACGGAAAUCGUUAUGCAGGAAUUUACGACUGCUUGAGACAAUCCGUGAGGAAGGAAGGUUAUGCGUUCUUGUACAAAGGUAUCAGCUCGACAGUGUUACGUGCGUUUCCUAUGAAUGCUGUCACGUUCACUGUGGUCAACUGGACGUUCAAAUUGCUUGGCGAAGAUGAGAAGAAGAAGUCGAAAACCACAGAGUCUAUCGGUGAGAUUUCAGAACCGUGCGAAAUACUUUUGGAAAAAUGGAACAAUUUCCUAACGAGCGCAUCCCGAAGUAUGGUUAUUCAUAGGUUACCGUAUUCCACGUUGUCGUUGACAUCGAUGAACGAACCGAAGCUCGAGUGGGGCGUGCGCAAUAGGCGAAUGAAGGAAGGUGGUAAGAGCGGGGAAUGGGGGGAUAGAGGUAAUAGAGAGGAAGAAAAUGAGAACCUCAAGAUGUUCAGAGAAGUACGACGAGAAGAGAAAAAGUUAAAAAUUUAAAAUUAUAUACUCGACUCGAUACACCUUCUAUAUGCUAAUCGAUAUGUUUAUCUUAUCGAUAUGUAAUUGAGUUAUCGAGAAGAAUGUGGUAAAACAGGUUUUCGAUGGCUCUUGUAAGGAAUUUUGAAAUUUGUGUAUUUCUCGAAAAAUAAUUCUUUCAAAAAGAAAGAAAGGAGAAAGAAAAUGGAAUUGUAGUGGUAGUACAUUGUUAGUUUUUAAGGGAUCGAACAGUGAUAUGCGAUUGGAUUGAAAGUGACUUGAUAUAAAAUUUAUAUAGUGUUUUAUUACAGGAGAUUAUGAUGGUUCCAUGAUUGUCAUCUUUUCUAUUAAUGUUACUUGCUGAAACUAUUUAUGGACUCUACUGGAUCGAAAUGUUAUAUAAGAAUUUAAUUUUAAUAUAUCUUUUUAAUAUAUUUAUAUAAUAUUUUUAUGAUAUAUUUAACUUUUAUAUUUUUAUCGUCAAAUAAGUAUUGACGAAUAUAAGAUUUGUAGAAUUUUAUAGAAGAUUGAUAAUCUGUGAAUUAUUACAUUGUAGAUGAAUAAAAUUUAGUUAAUUAUAUAUUACAUAA